AUGUCGCGUGUGCGCCGUUUUUUGCAGCCUUGCUCCUCCCACUGGGACCACUCUCCCCUUUUUGGGUUACUCAAUCUGGAGACCGUGUGGUUUCUCGUGCACCCUACACAGGUUCCCCAACCUAUAACCAAACCAACCCCCUCUGCGCCUCCUCAUCUCUCAUCCCCGACUUUUUCAUGCCACCCUGCUUCCCUACCUACACCUACACCUGCGCUCUCUGAUACUCUCCGCCCCCCACCACCAGACACCAUCUCCUCCUCCCCGCGCAGCUACUCCCACAAAUCUCACCUACCUCCAUGCUACGACCCCUUGCCUGUGCAACUCACACAUAAAAUCUCUCACCACCCCCACGGCACGAUGGAACAAGACGAUGUCGAAAUGACUUCCCCGGCCCCAAGCUCGGAGCCAUCCCGCAGCCCCCCAACCUCCCCGUCUUUGCAACUGCUCACUACCCCCGAGCCGUCCACAUCCGGUCGCAUCUCCAUGCCUACCCUCCUCCCACCACCCCCGCUUCCUCAGAUCUCUGCCUCUCCUGUCACACCAGCCCCUCCUAUCCACCAGCUGGCCCCAUCUCCUGAUCACAAGCCUUUCACUUCCUCUGUCGGAACUCUGGAGUCAUUCUUAGGGGCAGCAUCUCGCCAGUCUAAAUGGGCUCUUGUGCUCUUGUUGCCCAGCCGCUUUUCCGCCCCUUCUUCCACAGCACCAGCCACCCGCCCGGCUUGGGGUGCGGGAGCCUACCACCAACCCAAGAAGCUCUUCGGCCUUGGACAUAUUGCAGACAAAAUCCUCAUGUGGAGGCGCACGAAAGGCUCCUCGGAUGCCGACCGAUACCAAGCAUUCUUUCCUGUUGACGGUCAUCCCCAUCUGGCUCUUCUAGACCCCCGCUCCGGUGAAAGAUUGGCUGUCUGGGGAAAUCAAGAUGGUCAAGGCAUGGAAUCAUACAAUUCUAUCACAGAUGAUUUAUGGAAUGUCGUUCUUGAAGACCUCGACAAAUUUUUGGAGUCCCAUAGUCUGGAAGACGGAGCUCUAGGUCCCGUCCACCUCCGGGAGAAGUCUUGGGCUGUUCGUACUCGCCGUGUCACUGAACGAGCUUCUGUCAGUUGUCCCAACCUACCUCCGACCUCGGUCAUGGAUGACGAGGAAGCCGCUAUUGCAGCAGCCAUCGCCGCCUCGCUUGCCGAGGCUGAAAAUAACGACCAAAAGUCAUCGGAUAAUGACUAUUCCGACGAUUGUGAUUCUAGUGGUUCAAGUGACGAAAUUUUGAGCACCGAUAGCAUAGCCGGUGAAGGCACCACGUCCGCGGAACAGGCUUCAUCCGGGUCGGAGGAGACGGCUACUCCAUCUGAGGGCUCCAGCGAGAUCGGAUCAUUGAGUAUGGACAUCUCAACAAGGCUCGACGAAACUCGACGUGCCGUCUCAAUGCCUGUCCCCAUCCCAUCCCACGCACAAGACCCAAGCCCGUCGUCGAUCGAAUCUCUUUCGCACUCCUACAUCGAGCGCAUGGACUCUCGUUUUCGCUCCAACACUAACCCCGCGCUGCUCGAAGCGCGUCGUCUUCGGCAAGAACAAGACGAGGAGCUGGCACGCUCGCUCCAAGAAGAUCGGAAACGCAACCUUCAGGAGCAGCUCACGGCUGCCAAGCGCGCGGCAGAGAAGACGCAGCAGCUGGCAGCGGUGGUACGGCUGCCCGAUGAGCCUCUGGAAGACUCGGUGGAGGCGUUGACAAUCGCGCUGCGUGUGGCCGGCGGCGCAAGGAUUGCACGUAGAUUCAGCGGCAGGGACAAACUCAGGAGCGUGGCCGAUUUUGCGACGGCAGAGAUCGGAUGCAUUGACCUUUUGAGAAAAGACCCGAAGAGGGUGCUCAGGAUUGCCGGCGGGGAGCUGUCGACCGGCAGCUGGGAGACAAGGCUGGAGGAGAUGGGGCUUAGCAGAAGGACGAUGUUGAUUCUAAACACAGAAUGAGACCCGCGUGUAGGCAUGUCUUUGUAUCCAUACUUGAGAAGAGGCACUCGACUGGAGGCGUUUGUAGAAAAGGAAUUGUGGUCACCCACUUGUAAAUUAUGUCAUUUCGCGAUUGCACAUGAAA
Chondrus crispus (carragheen) is the source of this 2086-nucleotide messenger RNA. RefSeq lists its product as hypothetical. Gene Ontology annotation, molecular function: ubiquitin binding. The transcript is spliced from 2 exons. The record is from RefSeq and is a predicted model, not a curated record. The coding region runs from base 1 to 1962 and encodes 653 amino acids. NCBI's taxonomy places the organism in Eukaryota, Rhodophyta, Florideophyceae, Gigartinales, Gigartinaceae.